UUGGCGUGAAGUCAUUAUAACGACAGACUCGAAUCUUCGUGCGAACUGCGAUAAAGGAGGCAAAGUCUCAACUUUCAACUUCAAGAUGUCAGUAAAUGAUAUAUAUUACUCAAAGAAGUACCAAGAUGAUUAUUACGAAUACAGACAUGUCAUUCUUCCAAAGGAGUUUGGUAAACGAGUGCCGAAUACACUUAUGACCGAACAUGAAUGGCGGUCAAUGGGUGUUCAACAAUCCCUUGGCUGGGAGCAUUACAUGAUACACAAGCCAGAGAGACAUGUGUUGUGUUUCAGACGACCCCUUCCUGGAGUUGACGUUGGAUCAAUACCCAACUGAACUAUUUUGCAACGUGGUUCUUUUGACUUAUAUGAUCUCGUGGGAUUAUGGUGUUUGUAAAUAAUUUACAGAGAUAAUUGAGUAAUGCUUUCAUAUAAAUACUAGUUAACCAAUAUCUUAGGCAUUUUGGUAGUGCAAUUUCGUUUCAAAUCCAAAUGCAGCAACAUUUGAUUUGCUCAGAGUAGAUUCAUGAAAUUCACACAGAUUGCAUAAGAAUAAUAUGGCUACAGAUUAUCAAAGUAGUUCCUUGGCAACUGAUUUGAAAAGAAGUCACAUGAAAGAACAUAAAUAGAAAUUAAUGCUCCUUUACUUCUGAACACAAAAAAAUUAUUUAUACAUAAAUAUUAUUUCAGUGGUUGAUGUAUUGCUUAUAUUACAAAAUUUAUAAUUUCUUUUUACACAUAAA
This is a messenger RNA of Xenia sp. Carnegie-2017, 740 nucleotides long. Its product is annotated as cyclin-dependent kinases regulatory subunit-like. The record is from RefSeq and is a predicted model, not a curated record. Lineage: Eukaryota; Metazoa; Cnidaria; Anthozoa; Malacalcyonacea; Xeniidae. The transcript has 3 exons. Gene Ontology annotation, molecular function: ubiquitin binding; protein kinase binding; cyclin-dependent protein serine/threonine kinase activator activity. Gene Ontology annotation, biological process: regulation of mitotic cell cycle. Gene Ontology annotation, cellular component: SCF ubiquitin ligase complex; cyclin-dependent protein kinase holoenzyme complex. The coding region runs from base 86 to 334 and encodes 82 amino acids.